Molecule: messenger RNA, 1364 nt
Organism: Salvia miltiorrhiza (redroot sage)
Lineage: Eukaryota; Viridiplantae; Streptophyta; Magnoliopsida; Lamiales; Lamiaceae
Product: protein EXORDIUM-like 3
Exons: 1
Coding region: 224-1228 (334 amino acids)
Source: RefSeq, a predicted model, not a curated record
CCAAAGAUAUUUGUUACGUACUUGAAUUAAAUAAAAAAUCAAAAUAAAAGUUGUAUCUCGGGUGUAGCAUCUAAUAAACUCUUUUUACCACAUUCAAAAAAAAAAAAUUGAUUCCUGCAGGUCGGCCCCACAUCCUCACCUACACUUUUAAAAAUCCUUCUGGCCUCCAUUACCAAUAACACAAUCUCAACUUCAAAAUUUCCUCACUCACUCAGUCACAGCAAUGGCGGCGGCGCUAUCCUUCCUCCUCCUCCUGCUGUUCUUGACCGCCCCCGUCAUCUCGUGGCGGCCGUGGCCCGAUUCUCCGGCGAACGCGAGCGCCGGCCUCUUCGGCGGGUCGAAGAAAUACGAGGGCUCGUCAGAAUUCGUGAAAAUGAGGUACCACAUGGGCCCCGUCCUCACCGCCAACAUCACCGUGUACCCCAUCUGGUACGGCGCUUGGCGGAGCUCCCAGAAGCGGAUAAUCCGCGAGUUCAUCGCGUCCAUCUCGGCGGCGGGGAGCAGGCGGCCGUCCGUGGCGGCGUGGUGGCGCACCGUCCAGCAGUACACAGACCAGACCGGCGCGAACAUCUCCCGAUCCGUCCACAUGGGCGCGGAGAAGAGCGACCGGUUCUACGGGCACGGCAAGACGCUGACGCGGCUGUCGGUGCAGUCGGUGAUAAAGUCGGCGGUGAGCGCGGCGACGCGGCCCCUGCCGGUGAACCCGAGGAGCGGCGUGUACCUGGUUCUGACGUCGGAUGACGUGUACGUACAGGACUUCUGCAACAACGUGUGCGGCUUCCAUUACUUCACCUUCCCCUCCAUAGUGGGGUACACGCUGCCGUACGCGUGGGUGGGGAACUCCGCAAAGCUGUGCCCCGACGUCUGCGCCUACCCCUUCUCCGUCCCCAAAUACAUUCCCAAUCUCAAGGCCGUCAAGUCCCCCAACGGCGACGUCGGAGUUGACGGCAUGAUAAGCGUGAUAGCGCACGAGAUAGCGGAGGUGGCCACCAAUCCGUUAGUUAACGCCUGGUACGCGGGGGGCGACCCCGUCUUCCCGGUGGAAAUUGCGGAUUUGUGCGAGGGCAUUUACGGAACCGGGGGCGGCGGGUCCUACACCGGUCAGAUGAUGAACGACGGACAGGGCGCCACGUAUAACAUGAACGGCAUCCGACGCCGCUUCUUGGUCCAGUGGGUUUGGAACCAUCUCCUUAAUUACUGCACUGGCCCUAAUGCUCUCGAUCACUAACCCUCUCUCUUUUUCCGCUUCGGAUAUCAUAUGUACUCUACUAUUUUUCUUUUUCUUUUUUCUUUAUAUUUAAAUAGUACUAGCAGUAAUGUUUAUUUUGGGUUGUUGAUUGUUAAUGAGAAAUUAGUUAGAGCUA